Scutellospora calospora is the source of this 372-nucleotide messenger RNA. NCBI's taxonomy places the organism in Eukaryota, Fungi, Glomeromycota, Glomeromycetes, Diversisporales, Gigasporaceae. The record is from the annotation of a GenBank genome assembly.
UCAUUAUGUAUUUGAAGUUACGCUAUCACAUCGAUGUAAAUUAUCUGAGAAUCGAAAGCACAUCGUGGCCACUGUUUCAGCAGUGAACGUUCUUCUUAGUUAUCGGAAAAGUGGAGAUCUAGGACGAGAUAUUAUUGUGGAAAUUUUUGGGAUGAAGUUUGUUGUUCAGUGCAAAGCGUGGUAUUCAAAAGAUAUAGGUCGUGAUAAAAUUGAUGAGUUUAGAACGGUAGUGAGAGACGGGAAGUACGCAUUCGGAGUUUCUGUAGGAGCUUUAGAAGAAAAAUUUGCGAUAGGAGCUUAUAAAUCAGCUGAAAGGUCAGAAAGUGAUAUUAUUAUCACUGUGUAUAAUAGAAUGUGUCAAGAUAUAGAAAG